AUGGAAUUGAAGUUGUUGAUGUUGUUCCAGCUUUGUUUGGUUUGCCUACUGAUUCCGCUUGGUUCUUCCAAUGCAGUCUUUAACAGCUCAGAGAAUGCGCCUUCAGAGAACCUAACUGAUGCAACCUGCUAUUCUGUCUGGCCUGGCGAGAAGAAGUGCUUACAGUACAUGUCAAACCCGCAGUCCUGGGAUCAGGCUGAAGCCAGCUGCAUGAGCUAUAAUGGACAUCUUGCUUCAGUGAGUUCGUUGGAGGAACUAAGCUUUUUGCAGAAGUUGUGUGGUCAGAAUAAUAAUAGUUGCUGGGUUGGUGGAAGAGGCACUAAUGUUUCAGUUGCAGUUAAUUGGAAAUGGUCGGACAAUACAUCUUUGUGGAACGAAACUGUUGGUCCCAGAUUUCUUUCCAAUAAAAGUUGUACCACUAGUGGUGCACCAUGCUUUGGAAACAACACGGUUGAUUUGUGUACAUUGAUAACCAAUGAAACACAGCAGCUUAUAGCUCAAAGUUGCAAUAUUUCUCAUCCCUUUAUAUGCCUGCUGAACCCAGAAGAAAACUGUCACCACAUGCGCUGCCACAGGGAAUACCUCAUUAUACUUGCAGUAGUGAGUGGGUUGAUUCUCUUCACUACUUUUGCCGUUGUUGGUUGGCUUCUUGUAUAUCGACGGAGUAAGAAACGCAGAAAAUCACGCCGACCGUCAAACCCAGCUGAACUGGCACUGGUUCCUCCAUCAUGGAAAGUUUUUACUCGUGAUGAAUUAAAGUCAGUCACAAAGAAUUUUAGUGAAGGGAACCGGCUUGUUGGUGAUGCAAAAACUGGGGGCACCUAUAGUGGGCUUCUACCAGAUGGAUCAAGGGUUGCUGUAAAACGGUUGAAAAGGUCCAGCUUCCAGAGGAAGAAGGAGUUCUACUCUGAGAUUGGGAGGGUUGCCAGACUUCAUCAUCCAAAUUUGGUGGCUGUGAAAGGAUGUUGCUAUGAUAAUGGCGAUCGCUUCAUUGUAUAUGAGUUUAUUGCAAAUGGACCUUUAGAUAGAUGGCUACAUCAUGUUCCUAGAGGAGGAAGGAGCUUGGACUGGGCCAUGAGAAUGAAAAUCGCCACAACUCUUGCUCAAGGCAUUGCGUUCCUGCACGACAAGGUGAAGCCCCAGGUAGUGCAUCGUGAUAUCCGUGCGAGUAAUGUUCUCCUUGAUGAAGAAUUUGGUGCUCAUCUAAUGGGUGUUGGCCUAUCAAAAUUUGUACCGUGGGAAGUGAUGCAUGAGCGGAGGGUUAUGGCUGGUGGAACACAUGGAUAUCUUGCUCCUGAGUUUGUAUAUAGAAAUGAGCUGACAACAAAAAGUGAUGUUUACAGCUUUGGGGUUCUUCUGCUUGAAAUCGUAAGUGGACGGAGGCCAGCGCAAGCAGUUGAUUCUGUAGGUUGGCAAAGUAUAUUUGAAUGGGCAACGCCCCUGGUGCAGUCUCAUCGCUACAUUGAGCUAUUGGAUCCUCUUAUAACAUCUUCUUCCAUUCAGAUACCUGAAGCUGGAGUUAUUCAGAAGGUAGUAGAUCUUGUAUAUUAUUGCACACAACAUGUACCUUCAAUGCGCCCCAGAAUGUCGCAUGUCGUCCACCAGCUGCAACAGUUGACCCAACCAUCUUCUUUGAAAUGA
Messenger RNA from Oldenlandia corymbosa var. corymbosa, 1641 nucleotides. The record is from the annotation of a GenBank genome assembly. NCBI's taxonomy places the organism in Eukaryota, Viridiplantae, Streptophyta, Magnoliopsida, Gentianales, Rubiaceae.